This is a messenger RNA of Paramuricea clavata, 1099 nucleotides long. The record is from the annotation of a GenBank genome assembly. Lineage: Eukaryota; Metazoa; Cnidaria; Anthozoa; Malacalcyonacea; Plexauridae.
AUGUUUCUGGAGGUGAGAACAAGGUUCCUGGCGCUAAUAACAAGGUUCCUGGCACUGAGGACAAGGUUCCUAGCACUGAGGAAAAGGUUGCUGGCCGUGAGGACAAAGUUCCUGGCGGUGAGGACAAGGUUCCUGGCCGUGAGGACAAGGUUUCUGACAAUGAGGACAAGGUUUCUGGCGGUGAGGAAAAGGUUCCUGGCGGUGAGGACAAGGUUGCUGGCGUUGAGGACAAGGUUACAGGCGGUGAAGACAACUGAUGUUCCUGGCGGUGAGGAGAAGCAUACUGGCGGUGAAGACAAGGUUCCUGGCGGUGAGGACAAUGUUCCUGGCGGUGAGGAGAAGGAUACUGGCGGUGACGACAAGGUUCCUGGCGGUGAGGACAAGGUUCCUGGCGAUCAGGAAAAGGUUACUGGUGGUGAAACAAUGUUUCUGGUGCUGAGGAGAAGGUUACUGGCGGGGAGGACAAUGUUCCUGGCGGUGACGAGAACGGUACUGGCGGUGACGACAAGGUUCCUGGCGGUGAGGAAAAGGAUACUGGCGGUGACGACAAGGUUCCUGCCGGUGAGGACAAGGAUCCUGGAGGUGAGGACAAGGUUCCUGGCGGUGAGGACAAGGUUCCUGAAGGUGAGCACAAAAGUUCCUGGCGGUGGGUGAGGACAAGGGUCCUGGCGGUGGGUGAGGACAAGGUUCCUGGCGUUGAGGACAAGGUUACAGGCGGUGGGGACAACUGAUGUUCCUGGCCGUGAAGAGAAGGAUACUGGCGGUGAAAACAAGGUUCCUGGCGGUGAGGACAAGGUUCCUGGGGGUGAGAAAAAGAUUACUGACGGUGAGGACAAUGUUCCUGGCGGUGAGGAGAAGGAUACUGGCGGUGACCACAAGGUUCCUGGCUGUGAGGACAAGGUUCCUGCCGGUCAGGAAAAGGUUACUGGCGGUGAGAACAAUGUUUCUGGUGGUGAGGCGAAGGUUACUAGCGGUGAGGACAAUGUUCCUGGCGGUGACGAGAACGGUACUGGCGGUGACGACAAGGUUCCUGGCGAUGAGGAAAAGGAUACUCGCGGUGACGACAAGGUUCCUGCCGGUGAGGACAAGGAUCCUAGCG